Molecule: messenger RNA, 754 nt
Organism: Drosophila albomicans
Lineage: Eukaryota; Metazoa; Arthropoda; Insecta; Diptera; Drosophilidae
Gene: COX5BL
Product: cytochrome c oxidase subunit 5B, mitochondrial
Exons: 2
Coding region: 124-600 (158 amino acids)
Biological process (GO): mitochondrial electron transport, cytochrome c to oxygen
Cellular component (GO): mitochondrial envelope
Source: RefSeq, a predicted model, not a curated record
AGCACUAAUUCCAUAAUUUCUUUGCGAAGAGAAAGAACACAAAACUAAAAGAAUAUUGAAUUUAAAAAUUCAAAAGUUAGUCAAUUAAUAUACUGCUAUAUUAUUUAAAAACAGACGAUAGAUAUGUCGUCGUUUAUUUCUCGUCUGCUGAAGUCCUCGCUGCCUACGAAACGUCUUGUUUCGCAGUUGACUCAGCGUGGAGAGCAUAAACUCGGUGGCUUGAUGCGACAACUUGGGCUGCAGAAGCUGCUUGGAGCAUUUGGGGCCAAAGCUGUUGUGGCUCAACGCGGCAUAGGCACAACCCCGGUGGCAAAGAAACAGUUGACGGAUGACAUGGAGCUGGCCACUGGGAUAUUCAAGCGAGAGCUGCAGUUGCGUCAAGCGGGCUGCAAUGAUCCUUGGGCCAUGGCUAAGCCAAUGAAGCGCGGCGCAGGCAGAGAGAAUGACCCGACAGUGGUUCCAUCGGUUUUCGAUGGUCGCAUGGUUGGUUGUCUGUGCCAUGAUGAUCGUGCGCCCAAAUGGAUGUGGCUGGAGAAGGGCGCACCCAAGCGUUGCGAGUGCGGCCACUACUACGUGCUCAAGAAAGCCGAACCUAUUUGAAUGCCAUACACUGCAAAUGGAGCGCUGUUUCACACACACAUACAACACACAUCAUAGAAAAUGUUGCAUGAUAUUAUCAAAAAUUCGAUUUAUUAAAUGGAUGUGGACUGCAUUCAUCGAAUGAUAUACUCUCUACGUAGUGUAUAAAACACAA